AAAUAUUGCUAAGACCACGAGACGGCCGGUUCAAGUCUGGCCACUCCAAUGGGGAGUUCGUACCAAAAGGUUCACAGGCUAUGGACGGUUGAAUUACAGGGCCAGCCAUGGGGCAAACACAGCCGACAGAAAACAGUGACCAGAUCGAUGUCAAAGUGAUUCAGGGAAUGUAUAGAAAGUUUGUUAAGGAGUGCCCGAGUGGAGUACUUUUUCUACACGAGUUCAAGCGUUUCUUUGGCGUGGACCCGACAGGAGAGGCGUCUGAAUAUGCCGAGAACAUGUUUCGAGCUUUCGACAGGAACGGGCUUGUCUUUCAGGACAAUACAAUUGAUUUCCUAGAGUUCGUGGCAGCACUCAACCUUGUUUUCCGGGGAGACCUGGAGCACAAACUGCGCUGGUCAUUCAAGGUGUAUGACAAAGAUGGCAAUGGCUUUGUGGACAGGGAGGAACUAAAGUCAAUCAUUUAUACUCUGUAUCGGAUAAAGAAAGUCACAAAGACCGACAUUGGUGAAACGAAACUUACAGUAGAUGAGGUUACAGAUCGAAUACUAAACGCCGUCGACAGUGAUGGGGAUGGACACAUAAGCAUGGAGGAGUUCAUUGAAGGUGCUCAGCAGGACCCCUGGGUGCUCAACAUGCUGAAGUUGGAAUUGAACCCUGCUGGAUGGCUGCUGCAGCAACAGAGGAGGGCCCACUUUUGAAAUGACACCGGCCUUUUUUCAUUGGCUCAAAUCUGACCACUCGCCAACAACACACGGAUCAGGAAACACAUUUGAUGCAGUGUUUUUCUAUUUCACAGACUGACGCAUUUUCCCACAAAUAUAAUAAUUACGGUUAUUUGGUAAAUAUGUAUAUAUAUUAAUGUAUAUAGUACUAAAGUCACAGCCAUAUAAAGUGGCAAUAUGUAAAUUGUGUAUGAUUUAUAAGUGUGCUUUUCUAUUGUUUUUUUUACUGCUUUGUUUUUCAGUGAAAAUAACAUCACUGGAACUGCAUUGUCCCUAUUUAAUUAAAGUUGUGAAAUAAUCUUGUUUUGCCUGAUUACUAUUGUAAAAGGCAGCUUUUUUUUCUUGAUCUAUGAAUUAAAGUUCAGUAUAAACUCA
Gasterosteus aculeatus aculeatus (three-spined stickleback) is the source of this 1100-nucleotide messenger RNA. RefSeq names its product guanylyl cyclase-activating protein 2. Gene Ontology annotation, molecular function: calcium ion binding; calcium sensitive guanylate cyclase activator activity. The record is from RefSeq and is a predicted model, not a curated record. Gene Ontology annotation, biological process: visual perception. Gene Ontology annotation, cellular component: photoreceptor inner segment; cone photoreceptor outer segment. Lineage: Eukaryota; Metazoa; Chordata; Actinopteri; Perciformes; Gasterosteidae.